This is a messenger RNA of Boleophthalmus pectinirostris (great blue-spotted mudskipper), 3107 nucleotides long. RefSeq lists its product as uncharacterized. NCBI's taxonomy places the organism in Eukaryota, Metazoa, Chordata, Actinopteri, Gobiiformes, Gobiidae. The record is from RefSeq and is a predicted model, not a curated record. Gene Ontology annotation, biological process: response to bacterium. The transcript is spliced from 5 exons. Bases 2 to 1051 code for a protein of 349 amino acids.
GAUGAUCCAACCAUCUACAGUUCUGUUCGUCCUAAGUCUUGUGUCGGCCAACAAAGCUCAGAUGAAUUUUCAUGAAACAAACCAUUUCCUCUUAGCUACUGUAGGAGAUAACAUCACCUUACCCUGCUCCAAUAAAGACAAGUCAGACAAGUCAGUGCUCGAUGCUGCACUUUACUGGUACAAGCAAAGUUUAGGCAGUGAAAUAGAGCGCAUUUCUUCUUUCUCUAAAUAUAAGCAGAUUAAAAAUUUACACGGAGAAUUCAACAAAAAACGUCGAUUCACACUGGAUACUGAACAUGAAAAUAAUACCCUAAAUAUAAAACAUGUACAAAUGUCCGACUCAGCAGUUUACCUGUGCAUAAGUUGUUUUCUACACGAUCUAGACGUCAUAAAAAGUGUCACUGUGAUUGUGAAGAGUUUGAGCCCAACAGUUAAAGUCCGUCAGUCUCCACAUGAGGAAACAGAACCAGGAAAUAAUGUGACUCUAAACUGUAGUGUCCAGACUGAGAGGUGUGAAGGACAGCACAGGGUUCACUGGUUCAAACAGUCUGAAGAGUCUGCAGCAGGAGUCCUGUACAGUCAUGGAGGAGGUCGUGUGGGUGAUGGGUGCAAGAACAAUGGAAAAAGUCCAACCAACUCCUGUGUGUACAGCCUCCCCAUACACAAUGUGAACUCAGAGCAGACUGGGACCUACUACUGCGCUGUGGCCGCCUGUGGACAAGUCCUGUUUGGAGAGGGGACCCAGAUGACAAUAAAAGCGAGAGGAGAUAAUUCAUCCAUAAUCUACAUCCUGAGUGGAGCGUUGGUGUUCUCCUCUGUCCUGGUUCUGUUUCUGGCUUUAACCUUGUGGAGAACGAAGAGGAAAUACUGCAGCUCCUCCACAGAACUCAAAUGGCGAUCUGGAUCAUCUUCAACUGCUAAGGGUGAGGGUCAGGAGCAGGACGUGGACUCCCUCCAUUACGCUGCUCUGAGAGUCCAGCCUCCGUCCAGAAGACAGAGAGUCACUGCUCACACUGACUGUGUGUACUCUGAUGUUCUCCCACACCACUGAACAUGGACAUGGUUUAAGUGUGCUGGUUUCACAUACUUACUGUUACGUAGAGAACAGGGAACUUUGCUGCUCCUGUGCACUUGCAUCUGUACAAACAUUUGUCCAAACGGAGCCUUUAAUUAUUCAGACUUAUAACAUGAAAUGCUGAAUUCCAGAAAAUGGAUAUGAGAAUGUAACAAAUCUGUAAAGACAAAAGUUUUGACACAUCUCUCAGUCAUCCUCUAAAAAUGGUUUGGAAUCCGUUUCUCCUUCUAUGUUCAGUGUGUUUUUGUCAGUACCAGCCCAGGACGAGAUUCUGGGGUUUUGUAAACACACCGAUUUUUGUUUUCAAUAGAUUUGAUCUAAAUGUGUCGCCCCACUACAGCUUUACUGUUUAAAGAUGCACUGUGUCACUUUUCUGGUGGAGGGUCAGUCAAAUGCUUGUCUCCACAAAGAUGUUAUUGUUUCACAGUAUGGCAUUAAAGCUUUCUAUCAUCAUGGAGAGCAAAAAAGACCAAGUAACAGGUCAGAUCUGUGGAGAGGUGACCCCGCUUUUUUUCAUUUUCGACCAAUAAAACCACCUGUAAUUGAAUAAAUGUAAAGUAGAGCUGUUUAAUGUCACACUGUGGAACAUUCCAGGCAGAUCAGUGACAUCUCCAUAGAAACGAGCAGGUGAUGGACCCCAACUGAAAAUGUUCACAAUACAUAUUUAAACAGAUUAAAAUAGGUUUCUCUGCAUCUAAUUAUGAAGUGUUUUAUUGUCUGGUAAUCAGGAAGUGCACUGUUAGCAUUCUAGAGAUGUCACAUUUCUGCCAAGAUUAUUUUUUUAGAGUUGUUUUCUUGCUGAGAAGGAAAAGAAGAAGGUGUGUCUCUCUGUUAUUGACCACUGACUGUUACACUGUUUGAUUUUCACAUUUAUUGGUUAAACAAAUGUAGUUAAUAUGAUGAAGUGAGAUUCAGGAGCAGGACCAGGCCUCAGCCGUCCUCUCCUCUCACCAGUGAACCACAACUCACCUCGACCACACCUCGAAUUUCCCAGAAGCCCAUAUGUAGCAGCCUUUCCCAUCAUCCCAGUUUGUCUCGGCGAACUCGACCCCACCCUCCCAUCUCUAUUUUGUCUUUCAGUCAGAAGACCCCUACAGGGGGGGUCCCGUUCUGGCUGGGCCAGUUAAAGACUGAGACGCCCCCACCUAGAGUCUCACCAUCUCCACCACCCAGCCAUCUCCGCACCGCUUCAUACAUUAUCAGUAAACUUCUUUGCACGUCGUUGUUGGUGUGGUCCCAGCUAGUGAAAUGAUCUUGUUGAGCCCUAAGAGGCGACAUGUCCUUUUGGGCUUUACAAAAAUGAAAGUUUUUGGAUUAAAACCACAAACGUGACAUUUGGAAUGCAAACGAUUCCCAUGAAUAACAACUGUCCUUGUUAAAAUAUGACUAUAAAAGUGGCUUGACAGAAAACCUUAAAUAAUAAGUCUUAACAAAUGCUACAAAUGGAACAGUCUUCUGUUACAUUUCAGACAUUUUAACUCCAUCCAAGUCUCCUCAGGAGCCUUUUCAGUCUGGGCCUCGGUUUUGGAACGACCUGCCUGAGGAAAUAAGACUCACACCAUCACUAUAAUUUUUUUAAUCACCUCUUAAAACACACACAUCGGUUGGCUUUCCUUUUCUUUUUAUUCUGUUUCUGUUUAUUUAUUUAUUAUAAUUUAUUGGAUUGUUUUCAUUAUUAUCUGUUUUUGUGCUUUCUGUGUCCUGUUUUUAUUAUUUUUGUAUUGUUCAUUGUUGCUUGUGUAGCAGAGCAGCAUAUUUGUACAUGUACUUCAAGGUAGUAAAGUUGCCAACAACGCCACCUGGUAAUGCCAGGACACAGUGUUUUUCCCCACCCACUAUAGACACACAGGUUCGUUGACUGAAUAUGGCGUGAGACUUGAAUAUACUUUACAUUGAAUUUAUUAUCCAUUUUUGCAAAGGGUUAAUAACAAAUAUCCUCCACCAGUCCUGUGCGUUCAUUGGGUCGCAUGGCCUCGUUGCUUGGAGUUACCUUAGGACCAUUAUCACAGUCAAUAUUGCGCCUCGCAGUAGC